GUGGAGUGUCACUGACAAACAAACCCAGGCGUGACACACUACAGUGAUAGGAAGUGUGCCGUUUAAAAAAAAGAAAAAGAAACGCUGCAUCCAACCCGCUCCAGAAGCACGACUGUCGUGUCUGCUAGAUAGAAAAUAGGGAUCUCACCAAGGGGAAGGUGCAUGUUUGGGUCAGUGUUUGCAGAAAUCCACGGUGGUGGAGGUUUUUCGGGGAUUUGAGUGGAGUACCGCUGAUGGAGCCUGCACACUGAGGCGCUGCCCUGGCUGUCACUUCUGCCCGUGUGUGCAUUGCUUCACUCGUUUUCUGGGAUGGAAUAAACUCGCCAGGCGCAAGGAAUAUUAACUAGUCCACUUUCUUCUCUUUACAUGGUGCGUGAAGGAGAGAUGGACGGGAUUGGGAACACCAUGCAGAAGAAGGCUGCAGAGCUGGAGCGCAUGGCCGAGGUGCUCGUCACCGGGGAGCAGCUGAGGCUGCGUCUCCAUGAGGGGAAGGUGAUCAAAGAUCGGCGGCACCACCUGAGAACUUACCCAAACUGCUUUGUGGCCAAGGAGCUCAUUGAUUGGCUGCUCGAGCACAAGGAGGCCUUGGACCGAGACACGGCCAUCAAGAUCAUGCAGAAACUUCUGGACCAGAGCAUCAUUCACCACGUGUGUGACGAGCAUCGGGACUUCAAAGACAUGAAGUUGUUCUACCGCUUCCGCAAAGAUGAUGGGACGUUCCCACUGGACAAUGAAGCCAAGGUCUUCAUGAGGGGGCAGAGGAUCUAUGAGAAGCUGAUGAACACAGACAACAACCUAUUACAGACCAGGGAGGAGGAAGGCGCGACAUUUGAGCGGACAUUGGUGGCCUCCGAGUUCAUUGAUUGGCUCCUGCAGGAAGGGGAGAUGGCAACCAGGGAGGAGGCGGAGCAGCUGGGACGGAGACUUCUUGAACAUGGCAUCAUCCAGCACGUGACCAACAAGCACCACUUUGUGGACGGGGCCCUGCUCUACCAGUUCAGAAUGAACUUCCGGCGGCGGCGGCGACUGAUCGAGCUGCUUAACGAGCGCGGCCGCAGCAUCCCUGAGAGCCACGACAGCCCCUUCUGUCUCCGCAAGCAGAACUCAGACGGAGGCAACACCAGCUUCCUCUCAGUGAGUCCCACCAAAGAGAUCAAGGUGGUGGUCGGCGCUCGGCGCAGCAGCAUGAGCAGCAGCUGUGGCAGCAGCGGCUACUACAGCAGCAGUCCAACCCUCAGCAGCAGCCCCCCUGUCCUCUGUAACCCCAAGUCUGUUCUGAAGAGACAAGUGAGUCCAGAAGAACUCCAGACACCAGGAGGACCGUUUAUAAAGAAGACAUUCACUAUUGUAGGCGAUGCCGUGGGCUGGGGCUUUGUGGUGCGAGGCAACAAACCCUGUCACAUCCAGGCUGUGGACCCCAGUGGACCUGCAGCUGCUGCCGGCAUGAAGGUGUGUCAGUUCGUGGUGUCGGUCAACGGCCUGAACGUGCUCUCUCUGGACUACCGAACCGUCAGCAACCUGAUCCUAACAGGGCCCAGGACUGUUGUCAUGGAAGUGAUGGAGGAGGUAUAACAUUGAGCAGAGGAGUGAGAAAACACCCCGCAGCGGAGACAUACAGUUUGAGAAUCGGGAGUGGAAGUUUGAGCACUUCAGAAACACUGUGAUGGAGAAGUGACAGAGAAGUAUCCAAGUGGAACAAAUGGACCCAAUCAGACUCUCGUCUCUGUGCCAACGUCUUGACAGUUUUGUGUGAGUCUUGCUGAUGGGUCCCCUCAUGACAAGAGCAGUGAUUUGUUUUAAAUAAAACCAAGACAAACAGUUUUCAUUGAGUUGAGAUGAAAAAGUCAAGGCUGCUCCUGUAACUUAAGGAAGGACACUUCAUGUUGACACAUUUGGUGACCUCUCCCCUAGUUUGUUUCCAACUCUUUUCUCAAACUGAAAAUGGCCCUGCACUGCCCUCUACUGGUGGAGGGAGGGAGAGAUCCUUUUUUCAUGUUCUGGCAACUUGGAUAAAUCCAAAGGGGCUGAUUUCAGGCUUUUACUCUAGCCUGGGAACAACCAUAUGAAUAAACAGUAAAAAAAUAAAAAAUAAAAAAAAGGCUCAUGUGAGGACCCAACGGCAAAUUUAAAACUAAUCGGAAGGUAAAUUUACAUGCACUUAGAAUUUGCCUCAGUGAAUUGCCGCACAUGACAUACAUGCAGUACUAAACUGUAACAGACAUGAAGAGGCACAAUGUACAUAGUAAGUUACACAAGAUUUUCUACAGCGUACACAAUCAAACCAAACUGAAGAACUCCAGGAAUAGGUGUCUAGGUGAAGCCUCAUUACUACUCUAGCCUGGGUUUCUCCAAAGCAGUUUCAACACUGAGAACAUCUUUGAUCCAUUAUAAAUCAAUGUCUUAAAAAGUCCUGACUAACUAUAACCUUAUUUUUUCAUAAUGGGGCAUAAGACAGCCCUAGAUAAGACCUAGAUAUGUGGAUAGAAACACCAUCAAUGACACAAGAGCUCAUUAUUUCUGGAUUUUUUUUUUUAAGAGAAUAGUAACUCCUGUAAUCAAUAUUCCACGUUAUGCUGCAAUGUUUAGAUGUUCUUGGUGCUAAGUUAUCUUUGGCAAACUUAACAAUGAAAUGUUGCAAUUACCAAUUGAUUAAAAAACCCACAAGGUGUUCUUUGUACCAGAGGCAAUGCCAAACAAUUGUAAACUACUGUUGCAGUCAAGCUGUGCCAACCACAGUUGAUUUGGAAAAUGUCACAUAAUAUAUAAAGAGUAAGUAUUUAGAUGUAGCCUAAACUCUGUUGUCUUUAAAUAUAGGUAUACAUCCCCGUGCUUAUGGACAUUUGUAGCAAACCUGUAGAAAACACAGAGCAGUUGUAUGAGCACUUGAGUUGGUUAACUGAGAUUGUUCCUGAUUGACAAAAGCACUUCAUCUAGAAGAUGAUUAUAUUUGAUUUAAAGUAUGUUUAUGUAUGACCUUAGAGUUUGAAUAUAUUGAAGUCUUUGUAUACAUGUGAAUAUACAAUAUGACAUCUUUAGUUGGUAUAUUAAUAGGAAUCUACCUCCUGAGCUCAUUCAGAGUGAAUUGGCAGGAGGUUUAGAUCACUGGGUUUGUACAAUAUUAGCUUCCAUUAGAUAACAUCUCCCUCUAUAGUUGUAUGUUGUCUUUAUAUCUAAGUUAGAUAUACUAGCAUGGAAGGAUUAUAUUAAAAGAUGUAUUAUAAUAUAAAAAGAAUGGAUGGAUAGACAUUGCUCUUAGUCAGGUAAUAUGACUGUGAUCCAUAGGUGACAACAUGUAGAUCUAGUGACGAAGCACUUGUUGUAAACAAAAUCAAUAUAGCGUGGACUCAGACUUGGUCUAAUCCGGGCUAAGAUUUGAGAAAAUAAUAACUAAUAAUAAAAAAUGCACAUAGACUAAGCAGACCCCUUUAGUUCAUAGUGAAUAUUAAUUCAGGUAGUCUGUGCCAUAAAGAAGUAGAAUUAAUCUCUCAUAGUGAACCGCUUCUAAACGUCUUAUGUGGGUGAUACAACGGCCAUCUCUCGGUGUGCUUAAAUGUCGUGUUGACCGGUGAAAUGCAUGAUUCUUGAGAAUCUCUGUCAGUGUUUAUGUAGCAGUAGUUUUUUUUUCAGAUUCAGAUUCAUAUAUUUUUAAUGUCAUUCAAACAUGUUAAGAAACAUGGAAGAACAAAAAGUAUCUCCCAGGACCAGCGAGUAAUAGAUAGGUAAUAAUAACCUAAAAAAAAAAAAACAAUAUGUUAAAAUAUAUAAUAAAUAAAACAUAUAACAAAUCAUGUGUAAACUGCAACAUGUGGGAUAAAGUGCAGUAGUGAUGGAGAGUUGCAGAGGACAGUUCAUAGCCCAGAGUUCAUGAGCCUCAUAGCCUCAUUGAAGAAUACAGAGUGUUUCCUCAGCCCGAUCUCACAGGACUGACUCUGCCCCAAAAUCCAAAACAAA
This is a messenger RNA of Myripristis murdjan (pinecone soldierfish), 3951 nucleotides long. RefSeq names its product DEP domain containing MTOR-interacting protein (gene deptor). The record is from RefSeq and is a predicted model, not a curated record. The coding region runs from base 367 to 1572 and encodes 401 amino acids. Lineage: Eukaryota; Metazoa; Chordata; Actinopteri; Holocentriformes; Holocentridae. The transcript has 10 exons. Gene Ontology annotation, cellular component: plasma membrane. Gene Ontology annotation, molecular function: protein binding; GTPase activator activity; guanyl-nucleotide exchange factor activity. Gene Ontology annotation, biological process: negative regulation of TOR signaling; positive regulation of GTPase activity; intracellular signal transduction.